CACAGAGCACUUCCCACAACAAGAUUCCUGAAGAGCUGAAGCCAGACAAAUAGCUGGCCAGCUGCGUUAUUUACUAUGUAGCAGCUAGCCAACCAGCAAGCUAACGUUGGUUCAACUAGCAAGAUGAACGCAUUUUGCUGCCUGACAACCAGUCAGUUACAUGGCACUAUGUACAGUAAGGCUAGCUAACAUAUUUCAUUUGGUUUGUGUCAUUAGGUUGACAAGCGAACUAGCUACCUAAAUGGCUAGCUAGGCGUCAUCAGUAUUUAGAUCUGGUGGUACUAGUAGCUAGUCCGUAUUGGUCGAGUGUGCUUUUGAAAACGAGCGAUGGAAGGAGUUCUCUACAAGUGGACGAACUACAUGACAGGGUGGCAGCCUCGCUGGUUCGUCCUGGACGAUGGGAUCCUCUCCUACUACGACUCGCAGGAGGAUGUGUGCAAAGGCAGCAAGGGCAGCAUCAAGAUGUCUGUCUGUGAGAUCAAAGUCCACCCCUCAGACAGUAGCCGCGUGGAGCUGAUCAUCCCAGGGGAGCAGCACUUCUACGUGAAGGCAGUGAACGCUGCCGAGAGACAGAGGUGGCUGGUGGCUCUGGGGAGCUCCAAGGCUGGAUUACUGUACACAGGCAGCACCAUGGAGAGAGAGCUGACAGAAAGGACAGACAGUCUGAGGACUAAGAUGUCGGAGCUGCGCCUGUACUGUGACCUCCUGGUGCAGCAGGUGCACACGCUCCAGCACUCACCCAUCCACGACAUCACUUCCUGCUGCGACACGCCUGGCCAUGACAUCCCCUCCUGCGCAGACCAACCUAGCCACGACAUCCCGUCCGCCCCUGCCUCGCCCAGCUCUGAGACGAGACAGGAGGCAUCGUCUCUGCUGAGGGCUACCUGCAGCACCUUUCUAAGGACCCUGGAGGAGUGUAUGACCCUCGCCAACACACACCUCACCCCGCCGCCAGACUCACUCUCCCCUAUCUCGCCCUCCCCCCUGCAGAUGGCCCGGGUGAGGACCAGUGAAAUGAAGCGGUCCAUCAGUCACCCAGGAACAUACAGCUCUGACCGGUCUGUCCAGCGCAGGACCAGAACCUGCUCCGACACGGAGGCUGCCUGUCCCCACCCUGCUGGACACACUGACCGAGCGUUGCCGGGGGCGUUGUCGUGCCUGAAACCCAGUGUGAAUGGAGACUCCGCCCCCUGCAUCCCAGAGGAGAGUAGGGGAGGGGCCAGUCCCAGAGCCACGCCCGACACAGACGCCCACGAGACGGACGUGUCCAUCUAGAAGUGACCGCCCUGCUGACACACCUGUCCUGUCCCUCACACCACUGACCCUGCUACCAUUAUGACGGACGCCGUACCAACAGACGGGUGUCACGUGCUUUUCUGUCCCCUACCAGCCCUUGCCGGUCACGUUGAUAACAGUUCCCUCCGUGUCGGUGUCACAGGGAUAACUGUCCCCUCUGAGAGUGUGUCACAGUCAUUGGGGUCCCCUCUGAAGUAUUGUAGGAGUUCCUGUGGAAGCGUGUCUCUGCACUUUAAGAACAUGGAUGAACACAGACGUCCUUUCUGAAUGUUUUUAGAAUCAAUAGAAGGUGUGGGAUGCAGGUCACUGAGACCAGAAUUCUGUGCCAAGGACCCGGAUGAAAAUGUCAAAGCCUUGGCAUGACAUGCAUACACACAAUUUACUUACACACACACACACACACACAGCACACUGUAUUACUGAGUCCCAGACACACUUGUGUGUAUUUUGUUGCUUUAGUGCAGGUCUCUCCUGCCCAACUAUGAAGGAGAUGUCUAAAUGAACAUCCUCAGCUUAAUGUUUUAAAUAAAAACUUGUCUGUUAACAU
Molecule: messenger RNA, 1843 nt
Organism: Osmerus eperlanus (European smelt)
Lineage: Eukaryota; Metazoa; Chordata; Actinopteri; Osmeriformes; Osmeridae
Gene: plekha3
Product: pleckstrin homology domain containing, family A (phosphoinositide binding specific) member 3
Exons: 8
Coding region: 328-1275 (315 amino acids)
Biological process (GO): retrograde transport, endosome to Golgi; receptor recycling; endosome organization
Cellular component (GO): trans-Golgi network; early endosome; recycling endosome
Source: RefSeq, a predicted model, not a curated record